Cladocopium goreaui is the source of this 694-nucleotide messenger RNA. The record is from the annotation of a GenBank genome assembly. NCBI's taxonomy places the organism in Eukaryota, Dinophyceae, Suessiales, Symbiodiniaceae.
GCGAGCACGGCGCGCGGCUCUCCAGCGACGUCUUGGAUGAGUUGAAGACCAUCUCCAGCAGCAAGGUACGCGGUGCACUAGAAGAUAUCCUCCAGCCAUUGAUUCUGAAGGACAAACGCCUACGGUGUCCUUUGUGGAUCUGGGUUCAGUUGGGCUCCGUUCAAGCCAGCGAGGCUCUGGUGAGGAAUGCUUCCCAUGACGAGGAGAUCGACAUUGAUGUCCUGGUGGGGCUCCAACGUUGUCGCGGCCCCACGGUGGACAAGGAGCAGAUCUCCAACCUGCUGCAGGAGCACCUGGGCGCCGAGGAGUUCCAACGCCUCAGCGCGGCGGCCGCCACGCGGCGCAUGCUGCUGGAGCUCCGGGAGGCGCAUACGGAAGAACGGGAACCUGAGUUGGAUCUCAUUUUAGAAGCCUUGGCGCAAGGUGCCAAUGCCAAUGCGCAGGAAGAGGACGAGGAUGAAACAGAUGAGGAGGAUGCGGAGGAUGAAGAAGAAGAUGCAGAUGGAAGCAUGGAAGAAGAUGAGGCCCAGUCCGAGAGCGAGGACAAGGCCAAUGACGAGGUUUCCGAGGAGGACGAUCGCGAAGACGGGGAAACGGAGCCGGAAGGCGAAUGGGACGAGUGACGGCUUGCGAGGCGAAGCCUGUGAGCCCAGGGGCAGCGACCUCUUGGGGGAUCCAAAGUUCGACUUUUUGC